CUCCUCCUACUCUUGGAACUUCUGUUUUGUUUUCACUACUGAGCUACCCCCCAGCUCUGGAGUUCUUGUCUAAGGUCAGCGCUGGAGGCAGGCUCCGGAAGCGAGCGCUCUGAAGGGCUGCUGGGGGCAGUCGUGGAGGCACCGGGACCGCUGCGCCCGGCGGGGAAGGCGGCCGGCUUUGUUCAGGGCCCGCCAUCUAAAGCCCCACUGCAGACGUUGUCGGGGCAGUCCUCGAGGUUCCCGUUGCCGGGGUGACGGAGAAGGCCCUGCAGUCCCCGCAGUCCCCGCAGUCCUCGCAGUCCCCGCCGUCUGCGUAGCGAACUUAUCCCAACUUUUGCGCAAGCUGCAAGAACCGCCGCCGCGGCGCCUGCGCACUGCGCUCGGCGCGCGGGUCGCGGUCGCCAAGGGUUACCGGAUUCCCCGAGCGCGGGGCGGGGCUGCGGCCUGGAGCCCGCCUCUCUUGCGCUGUGGUUGGUAGCAGUUGCUGUCCGUCGGAGCUGUCGUCACCGCCUAUUGGUCAGCGGCAAGUUUCGAGGCGGAGCCCGCACCCCGCCCAGCCGCGCCGCGCGGCCCCGCCCGCGAGGAGAGGACAGCAGAGGACCCUCGCAGGCGGUCCAGGACCAGUGACUGAGGGCGGCCUUCCCUGGCACCCGAGGGACUUGCCGCUCGCAGCCUCACGGGGCCAGCUUCCAGGUGGGCUGCGAUGAUCCUCGAGGAGAGGCCAGAUGGCCAGGGCGCCGGAGAGGACAGCACCCAGCUGCAGGCGACCGGCAGCGUCCGCAAGGUGGGGCGCCAGUGAGGGCUGCAGGCCCCCGGCCUCCUGCCCUGCUCUUGGAGGCUCGGUCGGGCGCACGGCCUUCCAGGCAACCGGGCUUUACUGCUAGGGAAACUGAGUCCCCGAGCGAACCAGAGCCUGCACCCCUCCUCCUCUGGGGUCCUCGCCAGUCCCUGUUGGGGAUCCCAGAGGGGGACAGGAGGAGGCUUCCAGGAAUCGGUGGGACCGGAGGUCCGGAACAUCAUUUCCCUGAAGUCAGGGACCACUUCUUUGGCACGUGUUGGCUCAGCAUGCCAGAUGCCACAGCACCUAGCAGGCACUGGAGAGUGAAGUGACCUGUCUCCUGUCCUCUGUGAACUCUCCCUGGCAGGGUAGCCAUACCUGCAGGUGGCCUUUGGAGGGAGCACAUGUUGCUUUGUGUGGAAGGAAUGUCUGGGAGGUUGCACAAACAAGAUGUGCCAGAGGGCCUAGUAGACUUCUCAGGCUGUGGGUUGUGGGCUGUGGCCAGGCCCUGUCUUUGCUCUCUCUUGGCUGCCACCCCAGAAAAUGCCUGUCACCCCUCUGGAGAGCCAGUCACCUGGAGGCUGACUGGAGGGCUGCGGGGUCUGCGGCACCCAGACCUGAGUGCCAGCAUCCUCCAGGGGAGGACCGCAGGCAGGCGCCGACUGGCUGAAUGGGGAAGCGCCACUUGGCUGAGUCCCAUGGUUUCCUGGGAAGCCAAGGGGCUGAGGGAUCAGAGCAGGGCACUGGGAGAGGUGGGAGAGGACUAGGGACUGGGGACAGAGAGCAACAGAGCAGCUGGGCAGGGAGGGCUGUGCCUCUCGUCGGGUCUCUAGUGCACCCGACUGGUUAGUUCAAGACUGCCGCUCUCCUUCCUGGAUGGGCACCAGCACCCUCUGGGUGCUUGUUACAUACAUGGGUUCCAGGGCCCAGCCCAGUUAGGUUAAGCCCUAAGAGUGGGGCAUGUGGGAUGGCACCCAGGUGAACACCGAAGGAGCAGUGUCCUGAGGACAUGUGCCCGCACUGCAGCUGGAUGCAUGCCACUGUGCUCCAGGUGCCCCAUUUGGGGGCAGAGGUGGCAGGUCUGGUGGGUGCUGAGCGGCCCAUCCUCUGUUUAGGUGAGACCUCAGGAGGGGAGGGUGGGGCCCCCAGCGGUGGAGGAGCGUUCACAGGCUGGGUGCUCAGGGAGGAGGAGGCUUAUUGUCAGGGAUGGGGUUUCCUCCCAGGGAGCCGGCCCAGCUGGGGGCCCCUGGGAGAGGGCGUAGGGUCACUCUGCUGUUCUGCUGUUCCCAGGCCUGUGCCAGGCCAAGAAUCUCCUCCCUUUUGCUAGUCCCAGGGUCAGCCCACACUAGCCACUGCUCACACCAGACCCUUGGUUUCUUGGGUGGAGUGGGGGUUGUCUGUGUUCUCCAGGCCUGCCCCUGCUUGGUGCACCCGUUUGGGGAUAUCAAAGACCACUAGAGGCUCACUCUGUCCUGGAGAGAGCCAGGAAUAGUCGCCGUGGGGAUCAUGGCACAAUGGAGGGUUAGGUGGCCUUUGUUUCCACAGGAUGAGGGCUGUUCCCCUCCCCACUAGGCACAUCCCUCAGCUCAGUGUGGAAAACUGGGUGUGGGGGCCACCAGCUUCCUGAGUCCACUCAGCCCUGAGGUCCAGCUCUGGCCUGCUUGUCUCCCUUCUCCCCACACAGGUUAGAAGACUGGCUUGGCCUUCUGGAGGGGACACUAAGGGUAGAGAGGCCAAGGCAAGACCCAGCACCUGGACUGGUGCCUUCAGGACCCAGAGUGGCCUGGCUGCAAUGUCCCUCCAGAAGGGGGGUCAGGGGCUAUCAUGCAGAUGAGGUUCACCCUGCUGAGCUGAGGCCCACUGCCCAGCUCCUAGAGCCUACUGGAACCUUGCAGUGGGACACUUGGAAGAAGGGGUGUGUACCUUCAGCAGUGGCCUACCUCCUCCUGACUCCGCCCCUUAGCAAGGAGACUGCCAGGACCUGUCCUCCCCUGCACAGCAGGCAAGGGCUGCUGUGAAGACUCACAGGACCUGGACAGCAACCACUGGGGCAGUGGUUGCCCACUGUCUCCAGGAGGGAAGCCCCUGUCUGCUCUGCCUCUCCCCAUCUGCAGUGCUGGUGGCCCAGGUCCCCAGAGGGAGGUGCUUCAGCUGCUGCUUUUCCAACCUGGUUUGUCAGGGGUGAGUCGCCUCUCACUGGUCACCCAAGGACCACUUGGGAGCCUCCUGUCUUCAAGCCCCAGCCCAGGUGCCCCUCUGCGGGAAGUCUUUGCUGAUUGGCCCCUCUUGAGGAGCUGGCUCUGGAGGAGGGGAUCUGGGGCCGAAGCCAUGGUGGCCACAUGCAGGGAGCCUCCUCCAUGCCAAGGGGAUGAGCAAGGACCCUGGGAGGUCCGAGCCUCCUAGAGUGACAGUAAGUCACACCUCUUCGAAUGUGUGGCCGGCAUCAGCACUGCACAACAUAAAGCCCCUCCUGUCUGUGCUGUCCAGAUGGCCCUGCAAGGCUCUGUGGCCUCCUCCCUGUUGUGUUAGGGCAUCAAUUGCCACCUGUGGGGAUGCCGCCCAGGAAAGGACUCUGACCUCAGGCUGCACCUCGCUCCUGUAUGCCCACUCCCUGGCAGUGCUGGGAAGCCUGCCAAAGAGGAAUGUCAGGAGUAACCCAGGCCACUUCCCUCAUGUCACUCAGGAGGAACCUGCAUUCCCCGGGGACUGGCAAAGAGACACUGGGACCCAACAUCUUGCUGCCCAUCUCACGGUUUGGUGCAGUGACCGCCCACACAGUGCAGGCCCACAGCCUGUGGCUGUAGUGUCCAUGGCUGCCUGGUGCCUAUGGCCACAUUGCCCUGCAGGCCCUGUGGGCAGAGCCCUGGAGCCAAGCUCCACCAUGUCCCCAGGCUUCACAGACUGGGCCUCUUGUUAAAGUCACUCACAGCUGGGCCUUUGUUGUGGGCCCACUGGAAAGGUGGGCUGCGCUCCCUGUGUGGAUGGGCCAGAGGUCCCCAAGGAGUGAGAAGAGGGGUCCAAUGAGGGCAUUAGGGAGGGCUUCCUGGUAGGGCUUUGCACCCUGCCUUGAAAGGUGGGCCAUGGGGACAUGGGCACAACUCUAUGGACACAAGAGGCCCAGGGGUUGAUCCCCAGCACUGGAAAAAAAAAAAAAAAACAAAAACACAUAACCUGUGUUUUGAGAGCCAGGUGCAGUGGUAGCACCUGUAGUCUCUGCUGAGGUGGGAAGACCACUGGAGCCCAGGAAUUCAGGACCAGUGGGCAACAUAGGGAGACGCCAUCUAUAAAGGAAAAGGUGGGUCAUCGGGGACCUGGCGUGAGGGGCGACUGCAGGGAAGCCACCUGAUGUGUGGCCCGUCUAGCUGGGUCUGGCAUCCGUGAAGCCUUGCGAGUAGAUCCCAGUGCUGGCUGGAUACUCAUUUCAGCGCCAGGUCCGGCUCUCCUCUGUGACACUGCUCAGGUUGUAGCCCCUGUGACUGCUCCCUCCCCUGAGCACUGGCCAAGUUCCCCCGAACCUGACAAGCCAGCCUGGGGGGCUCUGUGGGGCUAGGCAUGACCCGACACCCCUGCAGGGCUCUGACCCCUUGGCACAGACUCAGCAUGGCUGGCUGCAGAGCCACAGGGCCUGGAUAAACCAGCAGAUCAGCAAGGAGCUGCGGAUGCGGACAGGUGCUGAGAAUCUCUACAGAGCCACCAGCAACAACCAGGUCAGAGAGACUGCCGCCCUGGAGCUGAGCCGCGUCAACUCCAACCUGCAGCUGCUGAAGGAGGAGCUGGAGGGGCUUGGCCGUGGCCCAGAUGUGCACAGGCCUGCGGGUGAAGGUGUCACUGUCCCCAUGAUCCCCCUGGGCCUGAAGGAGACCAAGGAGUUGGACUGGGCCACACCCCUGAAGGAGCUGAUUUCAGGGCACUUUGGAGAGGACAGCGCCUCCUACGAGGCGGAGAUCAGGGAGCUGCAGGACCUGCGGCAGGCCAUGCGGACCCCCAGCCGAGACGAGGCGGGCCUGAGGCUGCUGGCAGCCUACUACAACCAGCUCUGCUUCCUGGAAGGACGCUUCUUCAGCCCUGCCGGGAGCCUCGGGCUGGUCUUCCACUGGUAUGACUCGCUCGCGGGGGUCCCAGCACAGCAGAGGACGCUGGCCUUUGAGAAGGGCAGUGUGCUCUUCAACAUCGGCGCGCUCCACACGCAGAUCGGGGCUUGCCAGGACCGCGCCUGUGCCGAGGGCGCCAGCCGUGCCGCUCAGGCCUUCCAGCUGGCUGCUGGGACCUUCAGCCUCCUGAGGGAGAACUUCUCCCAGGCACCGAGCCCAGACAUGAGCACCGCCUCUCUCUCCACGCUGGAACAACUCAUGGCUGCCCAGGCCCAGGAGUGUGUCUUUGAAGGCCUUUCACUGCCAGCCCUGGCCGCCCCCCACGACUGUGUGGCUCAGCUUCACCUGGCUCAGGAGGCCGCCCAGGUGGCAGCUGACUACAGGCUUGUGCACCAGGCCAUGGCCCAGCCGCCCGUCCAGGACUACAUGCCUGCCUCCUGGACCACCCUGGUGCAUGUCAAGGCGGAACACUUCCACGCCCUGGCCCACUACCACGCGGCCAUGGCCCUCUGCAGUGGCGCCUUGGCGGCUGAAGGAGCGGUCCCCCCACAUGAGCAGGUCUUCCAGCCCCCCACCCCUGGCGAGCCCCGCGGCCCCACGCUGCCCCAGCAGCCCGAGGAGCGCAGGGAGCUUGCCAAGGCCCACCUGAAGCGGGCCAUUCUGGGCCAGGAGGGGGCCCUGCAGCUGCAUGCUCUGUGUGGCGCUCUGCGCAAGGUGGACCUGCUGCAGCCUGUGGUGGCCCAGGCACUGAGGCGCUCACUGGCCAAGUACUCGGAGCUGGAGCGGGAGGAUGAUUUCUUCGAGGCCGCCGAGGCCCCAGACAUCCAGCCUAAGACCCACCAGAAGCUGGAGGUCAAGACACCCAGACUAUCCUCAGUGAAGGUGGCUGACAUCUUUUACCGUCUGGGUCCCCUCUCCGUGUUCUCAGCCAAGAAUCGGUGGCAGCUGGUGGGGCCCAUCCACCUGACCCGAGGAGAGGGCGGCUUCGGCUUCACGCUUCGGGGAGACUCACCUGUCCUUAUUGCUGCUGUUGUUCCCGGGGGGCAGGCUGCGGCAGCUGGCCUCCAGCAGGGUGACUACAUCGUGUCCCUGGACGGGCAGCCCUGCAAGUGGUGGAGGCACGCAGAGGUGGUGGCGAGGCUGAGGGAGGCGGGCGAGGCAGGUGUGAGCCUGCAGGUGGCGUCUCUGCUGCCCAGAUGGGAGCCUCGCAGCACGGGGGACCACCAACCAGCUCUGCUGGGCCCAGGGAGGCUUCUGAGGAGCCAGAGAGAGUGUGGUUUCGAGAUGCCCGCACCCACACGUGCCAGUCACCGGCCCCUCCUUGUCUGGAGCCGCAAGGCCAAGCAGGGCAAGACCCGGGGCCACUGCCCACCCUGUACUGGUGGGGACUGUGGCACCUGUCCCUGAGCCAGGCGUGCCCCCUGCACCCUCCAAUACCCAGCGUGUCUGAGGACUGGAAGUUGACCCAGCCAUCCCAUUUCUCGCCCUUGGGGACCUUCGGGCUGUGCCUGUCCUGCUCAGUGCCAGAGCUACCUAUUAAAGACUCUGGUCA
This is a messenger RNA of Sciurus carolinensis (gray squirrel), 6421 nucleotides long. It is a transcript of the gene Rhpn1, whose product is annotated as rhophilin Rho GTPase binding protein 1. The transcript is spliced from 16 exons. Gene Ontology annotation, molecular function: protein binding. The coding region runs from base 4438 to 6276 and encodes 612 amino acids. Gene Ontology annotation, biological process: negative regulation of stress fiber assembly; signal transduction. Lineage: Eukaryota; Metazoa; Chordata; Mammalia; Rodentia; Sciuridae. The record is from RefSeq and is a predicted model, not a curated record.